GUAAUGAGGAAGUCAGUUCAGAGGGGGAGGAUCAUGGGAAAGUCAUCUCCAUAAACAUCUGCUUUUUCGUCUGUUUUUGAGGCUUAAACAUGACUCACGCGGAGGCUGCUCUGUGUUUAAUCCUGCUCCUGUUUCUUCAUGUGGUGGCUCUGUUCAGGAGUAAUGGACAGCAGCAGUGGCCCGUUCCCUACAGACGGUUUGAUCAUCGUCCUGUUGUGGACUCUUACUGUGAAGCUCUCUACCCGUUCUGUCCCACUGGAGACCGGGACGGACGGAUACCCUUCAUGAGAGACAGUGAUGUCAUCUCAGUUUAUCGACUGCAAACACCUGUGUGGGAAUUCAAGUAUGGAGAUUUGCUGGGGAAAUUUCAUAUCAUGCAUGAUGCCAUUGGGUUCAGCAGCUCAGAGACAGGGACCAGCUACACCUUGGAGUGGUACGAGCUGUUUCAGCUGGGUAACUGCACAUUCCCUCACAUCAGGCCUGAGGUGUACGCACCUUUCUGGUGCAAUCAGGGAGCUGCCUGCCUCUUUGAAGGCAUUGAUGACUUACACUGGUCUCAAAAUGGCACCUUGGAGAAAAUAGGAGAAGUCACAGGGAGCCAGUUCAAUGACCUGGCCCAGUGGGUCCAGGACGACAACAACACUGGAAUCUACUAUGAGACGUGGACAGUUCGCUCUGACCCAAGCCCUAAUGCCACGGUGUGGUUUGAGUCUUACGACUGCUCUCAGUUUGUCCACCGCACAUACAGGAAACUGACUGAGCUGGGAGCCAAACUAUCCAGCAGAUCACAAACCAACUACACCAAGAUCUACCUGUACAGCGGAGAGCCCACCUACCUCGGCAACGACAGCGCCAUAUUCGGACAGCCUGCUCUGAAGAAUCUGGCAGUGGACAUCCGUAAAUUUUACCACACAUUCAGACCACACCAGUCGUUUAUAGACUUUUCCAUCAGCCUGUUGGAAGCUUAUAAAAAAGUUGUGUUGGACAAGAGCUUCUACCUCUACUACAACUUUGAGUACUGGCAUCUGCCAAUGAAGCCUCCCUAUGUGCAGAUUACAUAUGAAGAAGUGCCUUUGCCCUAACAUAAAACUUUUACCACAGUGUUUUCAUUCAGGAGUGUAAAUACUAAAUAUUGUCAUUAAUGAUUAAUCAGUUUGUUUUUUGAUUGAUUGUCCAAAAGCCAAAGAUAAUAAUGCAAAAUAAAUUACUUGUUGAGGUUCAAACUUCAUUCUCAACCCUGGAAACAGCAAGGUCCAUUUAGUACCUCUUCUGGAGCUUACAAUGAUAUCACAUGAUUUUCAUAAGCAGAUGAGUUUCCCUGUAAAUAAAAUUCUUUGUACAUUCA
Molecule: messenger RNA, 1345 nt
Organism: Micropterus dolomieu (smallmouth bass)
Lineage: Eukaryota; Metazoa; Chordata; Actinopteri; Centrarchiformes; Centrarchidae
Gene: cln5
Product: CLN5 intracellular trafficking protein
Exons: 4
Coding region: 90-1082 (330 amino acids)
Biological process (GO): lysosome organization
Cellular component (GO): lysosomal membrane; lysosome
Molecular function (GO): hydrolase activity, acting on glycosyl bonds
Source: RefSeq, a predicted model, not a curated record